Molecule: messenger RNA, 2814 nt
Organism: Belonocnema kinseyi
Lineage: Eukaryota; Metazoa; Arthropoda; Insecta; Hymenoptera; Cynipidae
Product: neprilysin-2-like
Exons: 10
Coding region: 1-2814 (937 amino acids)
Biological process (GO): protein processing
Cellular component (GO): plasma membrane
Molecular function (GO): metalloendopeptidase activity
Source: RefSeq, a predicted model, not a curated record
AUGAAGCCAGGAAUUAGCAGCAUGUGUUUAACUCCUGACUGUAAAAAUGCUGCUUCUAAGAUAUUGCAGUAUAUGGACCCAAAGGUAGCACCGUGUGAUGACUUUUACAAAUUUGCCUGUGGUAAUUUCAUAAAAAGCACUGUAAUUCCGAAAGAUGACACACGUGUCCAAAUAGAUGAUUCAAUCGACGACAAAGUUAUGCAGCAACUAAAAAUUAUCAUUGAAGAGCCAAUAAAAUCUAAUGAACCAAGAUGGGCCAAAACUACGAAAAGUCUUUACAACGCUUGCAUGAACACAAAUGCGAUUGAAAAAAAUAGUUUCCAUAAAAUAUUAGCUUAUUUUAACAAACUAGGCGGAUGGCCUGUCCUGGAAGACUCUUGGAAAGAAAAAGACUUCGAUUGGAAACAGGCAACUUAUGAUAUGAAGAAAUGGGGAUUUGAGACGGAUUUUUUCUUCACUUGCUAUGUUGAUACGGGUGAUGAAGUUAACUGGAAGUCUAUGAUACUUAUCGACCAAACAUACCUUGCUAUUGGCUGCGAAUAUUUUAUAAAAGGCUUCACCGACAAGAAAGUUCAAGCCUACUACGAUCUUAUGGUCGAAGUUGCUGUUAUUUUUGGUGCAAAGAGAACCAGAGCUGAAAAGGAAUUAAAGGAAUCCCUCGAAUUCGAAAUGAAACUCGGUGUUAUCUCCGGAACAUAUGACCCUCCGACGGAAAAACAAAUGUCUGUGAAAGAACUAUCAAAGAAAUAUCCAAGUAUUCCCUGGAAGGAAUAUUUCAGCACAUUGUUCCCGUCGGCCGCAAUUGACGACUAUGCAUUAAUACGCGUCAUCAUGCCCUCUUUCUUCGACAAAUUCGAAACUCUAAUGAAAAAAACACCAAAGAGGGUGUUAGCCAAUUACCUUUUGUGGAGAGCAAUUCUGGACAGUGGCAAUUAUUUAAAUAGUAAAAUAUUUAACCUCACACAUGAGUUCUAUGGUGCUAUUAGCGAAGCUAAAUGGAGGACCUGUCUGCAUUUUACAAAUAAAAAACUAGGAACGAGUUUUGGUGCUUUAUAUGUCAGGAAAUUCUUCAACAAAGAAUCUAAGAAAAGUGCAGAAGAAUUAGCAGCUAAUAUUGAACAACAGUUUAAGAAAAUUCUAAAGGAGGUCGACUGGAUGGACGAAAAAACAAAAAGGAAUGCUUUGGUAAAACUUGAGUCUAUAAAUAACUUAAUUGGAUAUCCCGAUGAACUUUUCGAUAAUAAGAAACUCGACGAAUUUUACAUGAAGCUGGAAAUUACCCCCGAUGAUUAUUUGCAAGCAGUUUUAAACAUGACUAUUUUCCUGAAGGACAAAUUGUCAAAUCAAUUGAGGUACCCAGUAAAAAGAUUAGAUUGGACUUCCCACAGUGCAAUUGCUUUUGGAAAUACUGUCUAUAAAAAAGAGGAAAACAGCAUUUCAAUCUAUGCUGGAAGACAACAAGAUAUUUUUCUCCAUAAGGAUCGGCCUCAGUAUCUGAAUUAUGCUAGGCUUGGUGUCUUGCUUGCUCGCGAAAUCACUCAUGGUUUCGAUUGGCAAGGUAGCCUAUUUGGUAAAAAUGGUGACCCUGAGGAUUGGUGGACUAAAGAAACAGAAGAAAAUGUUUCUAAAAAAGCUGAUUGUAUUAUUAAACAAUAUGGAAAUUAUACUGCUGAAGAAGUUGGCUUAAAAUUGAAUGCUAAUAAAGUGGCAGUCGAAAACAUUGCAGACAAUGGAGGAGUAAAAAUAUCGUAUCUAGCCUAUCAAGAUUGGUUGAAAAAACACGGCCCCGAACUCAAAUUGCCUGGAUUGAACUAUUCCCAAACACAGCUUUUUUGGAUCCAAGCAGCUAUCCAGCAUUGUGCCAAAUACACAAAAGAGUCUCUAAAAAAUGAUAUCAUGACAAGUGAUUAUAGUCCUGCCAAAUUUAGAGUCUUGGGUACAUUUUCCAACCGACCCGAAUUUUCAAAAGACUUUAAUUGUCCACGUGAUUCAACAAUGAAUCCCGUGAAGAAGUGUUCCGUAUGGUUUGGAGCCGCUCCAUUUCACCUAAAAACCGUGGCUGCGAAGGCGGCCUGGAGACUAAAUAUGGGAAACGAUAGCAGGAUCUCGACAGUAGUGCAGACCAAUCGACAUUGCGAGGAGGCCGACAAUGGAGCCGAUGUAUAUCAUAGAAGAAUGGAAUUCCUUUACAAUAAGCUUCACAAUUGCGAUGGGGUCCUAGGCGACAAUUCUACAAUCUGCGAUUAUGGCCAUGCUCCACCAGCGACAGAAAACCGAGUCACUUUGCUCUGGAUCCCUAAACACAACGGCAUCAAGGGCAAUGAAAUAUCGGACAGGUUAGAAAAGCUAGCAGCAAAAGAAAAUGUUACUGGACCCGAACCAGUUGUAGAUAUUUCUAGAAGGUUAGUCACUGCAGAUAUUAACAGUUGGCUGACCGAGGGACAUCAGAAUGAGUUGGGUUUGGUCUCUGCUUGCAGACUGGCUAGAACACUCUCGGACUCAAAGCUCAACUCUCACCGAGCGAAGAAAUUUCUCAAGCUCGCGCGGAAUGAAGUCAAGGUCCUAAUAGAAAUGCUUAUCGGACACGGAAACCUCCGGUAUCACAGAUAUAACAUAGGGCUUGAAAAAAGGCCCCUCUGUCGUCUGUGCGGAAAGGAUAAUGAAAAUUCUACUUAUAUCGUCUGUCACUGCCCUGCAAUUGCGGGGAAACGUGUAACAGUCGCAGGCAGAUACUGCAUCAAUGAGUCAGGAAUACCAGCCAAAAGCGGGGCUGCGGUCCUGUUCCCAUGCAGAGGGCUUUGGGGCCACGCUUAA